Brachypodium distachyon (stiff brome) is the source of this 905-nucleotide messenger RNA. Its product is annotated as protein NUCLEAR FUSION DEFECTIVE 6, chloroplastic/mitochondrial. NCBI's taxonomy places the organism in Eukaryota, Viridiplantae, Streptophyta, Magnoliopsida, Poales, Poaceae. The transcript has 3 exons. The record is from RefSeq and is a predicted model, not a curated record. Bases 94 to 360 code for a protein of 88 amino acids.
CCAAUCCAGACCCCCGGAGACCUAAACUCAUCCCCUGUCGUCGCCCACCCGCCUCUCCCUCCUCCGAACCCCAGUACCCUUUCUGUUUCUGAGAUGGCCUCGACCUGCUUCCGCGCCGCCGUCCGCGCGGCCUCCGCAGCCUGUCGCUCGGCGGCCCCCCGCUCCAUGCCCUCCGCCGGCCGCUCCACCGCCCGCCGCGCCCCGCUCAUCUCCAGGUUGCCGGUGGAGCUGGGGUGCUGCGCUGGAGUGUCGCUGCUGCCGCUCCACAGCGCGGUGGCCGCGGCGAGGCUGACGUCCAGGCUGAGCACGGCUUCCCGGAGCUGCUGCGCGCUCUCUCAGGAUGAAAAUGAUGAUACGUGAAACAUUUACGCAAUGUCUUAAGGUGGGUGCCUGGCUAUUGUGGAUAUGCUGCACACGCAUUACUCCAACAUCUGUCAUAGCCAUAGAGUUUUAUGCCUUAGCCAGUCCAAAUUUGUAAAGUACGUUUUCUAGUGUCAGCGCUAAUACGAACGUUGUAUGCUUCGAUGCUUACAAUUAAAGAGCGAAUUCUCUUGAGAUGUUCACUCUUCUGAUGUAUACUUUAUUUGUUUCUUUUAUAUAGAGAUGGGUCUAUCUGCUCCAAGGUGAUAAAACGCUGGGAGACCUGCUAUGUCAUGCAAUCAGAUUGAUAGAUUUUUGUAGAGUAGUGAACUACAUGAACUCUGUGAUAAUUUAUUUUAUGCCACCUACAAUCAUGGUUCUAUUUGGCUUUUCAAAGUUUUGAGAUCAUGUCUUCAUCUAUCCCGAUAAAAGCAUGCAAGGACGCUUUGUGAAGUUAUUGCCGUGUUGGUUAAUGACAGUUCCUAAUGCCCUUUAUAUGAUAAUGGUUGAUGACAAACGAGUUCAAUAACACGGCAUUUCUUGUA